CCUCUGCCUACUAUAUAGGCGAACAGCCACUGAAUGAUGUUACUCCAUACUAUCUUUCUUUUUGAACUACUAUCACCUAUUUAUCUAUGAUAUAUCUAUCUGUCUGCUAGAUUGUUAUAUUUCCAUUACAGAUAUACCAUCAAUCAAGUUUGCUACCACAUCCUACAUCAUGAGCGUCUUCCUCCGUAACCGCCUUUCCCUACGAGCCACACCCUCCUCCUCCAUCUCCGCCCGCCAACUGGCGCCUCUUCGCAGCGCCUACUAUCCCCUGGGACAACGCCUCUACGCUCACAGCUCGUACGGGGGCGAAGGCGACACCGAAGCCCAGCAGCCCAAUAACCCGCGGAACCAGCCAACGCGAGACAUUGAGCACCCAGGUCCGCCUGCACCGGACACGGGAUCCGCGAAGAGCAGCAGCGGCAGCAGUGGCAAUAGCAAGGAGCCAUCGAACAAGGCCCAUCCGACCCUAGCUGAUGGGGAUCAGUCGCCGUAUGUCGAUAAGGAUGGGAAGACCUCGGCGGAUGCGCCCGAGGAUGUGAGACGGCAUAAUGAGGACAUUGAGAAGAGGGCGGAUCGGCCGUCGGAACGCCUUGGUUAAGUCAGUCUUUAAUUGUUAGUUAGUGCG
This is a messenger RNA of Aspergillus vadensis CBS 113365, 625 nucleotides long. RefSeq lists its product as uncharacterized. The record is from RefSeq and is a predicted model, not a curated record. The transcript is spliced from 2 exons. Bases 170 to 598 code for a protein of 142 amino acids. Lineage: Eukaryota; Fungi; Ascomycota; Eurotiomycetes; Eurotiales; Aspergillaceae.